Cladocopium goreaui is the source of this 1128-nucleotide messenger RNA. NCBI's taxonomy places the organism in Eukaryota, Dinophyceae, Suessiales, Symbiodiniaceae. The record is from the annotation of a GenBank genome assembly.
AUGGCGGUGGAAGACCAACAGCUGAUUGCCGAUGCUCAAAACGAGGAGCGCAGUGCAGGAGGCUGGCGACGGGCAUCCGGGCCCUUGGUGCUUGGACUUCUGGGGAGCAACCUGCUGCUUUUGUGCAUGGUUCUUUGGCUGGCCAUUACCGCAGGGGCUGGUUCACCGUCCGCGGAUGGUCCAACAGAUCAUGAUCUCAUGUUGCCCUUGCACUCCGAGUUCCGCCGGGAGCAACAGGAGCAACGGCACCUCUUCGACGUGAACUUGUUCGAUGAGCCGGAUGAGCCGUAUGAAGACUACCCCACUGAAAACGCCAUCGUGAAGACCACUUGUGUGAUCGAUGCAGUGCAAGCGGCAACCUAUUUGGGGAAGGCUGUGGAAAACGCCAUCGUGAAGACCACUUGUGUGAUCGAUGCAGUGCAAGCGGCAACCUAUUUGGGGAAGGCUGUGGUGAACAUCUACCGCGCGGAGAUUUGUCCUGAUGAUGAGCCUUUGGGCUGUACGGCUCCCGUGGCUCAUGCCAUCACUUCCAUUCUGUGGCUCACGGCCUUUCUAACCAGCGCCAGCUCCACCUGUGCAGCUACCAUCUCCCAGGGCGGCUCAUGUGCUGCAGCCAUUCUGAGGGAUUUGGCCACGGCAGGGUCCACGAUCUACGGCUUUGAUGAAGAUUGCUAUUUGACCAAGCCCAGGGAGACCAGCUGGCGUGUGUAUCAGCGGUGGUACCAGCAUUUGCUCCCAGAACCCGAGGAGCGGCGCCUGCGGAGCACCAGAGGCGCGCAGAACCUCACGGCCUACCGCGCCAAGUCUGCCGAGAUUGCCGCGAAGCUCCGAAAUCUGACGGCGCCCUCAGCCGGUGGCCGGGCCGUGUUGCCCAACGUGCUGUUUGAUGCCGAGAGCAAGGGACUUCCUCGCGAUUUGGUGAGCAAAGAGCAGAAGGUCAGAGCAGUGGAUGCCAAACAUAACUACAACACUGAGCCUGGGUGGUGCUUUGAAAGAUUUGAAAGAUUAUUUUGGCCGACUGUGUUGCUGGAGGUUGGCUUAUCACCAAUAGUCCUACCAUAUCCUGCCAUUAUGAGGCUGCAACGCCAUUUGCCACUCAAGUGGUUUAAAGGUGUAUGUAGUAUCUAA